CAGGCCUAUGUAUGGGUGCAGCUGCGUGUGGUGUCAAUCUUGUUACCAGAUGGGCAGUGGAUUUCAGCCCAGAAGCUUGCCAGAGUCUACGCCACAACCACCCGGAAACGGAGGUCAGGCACACAACAGCUGAGGAAUUUCUUGAAUUACUCAAAGCAUGGAAAAAUCUUUGCGAUACUUACUUAUGGUCGGAGACCGGUGGAGCAGCUGAUGCUGAUGAAGACAUUGAAGAAGUUGAUUCAGAGGCUGACUCCUUACUGGAUGAUAACGAUGAGUUGGAAGUAGAUAAGAUUGUUGGGAUCUGCUAUGGAGAUCCCAAAGGGAUCAAAGAGGGCAGUGCACUGUACUACAAGGUGAGCUGGAAAGGAUAUGAUUCUGACGAGGACACAUGGGAGCCAGCAACUGGACUUGAUAAAUGCGACGAGAGCAUCAAAGACUUUGUGAUUGAUGGGUACAAACGGCAUAUACUGCCGCUACCUGGAACCGUCGAUGUGAUAUGUGGUGGCCCUCCCUGCCAAGGUAUAUCGGGCUUCAAUAGGUUCCGGACCAAAGAGGAGCCUCUGAAAGACAUCAAGAAUUUUCAACUUGAGGUGUUCAUGAAUAUUAUCAAGUUUCUCCAACCACGCUUCACAUUGAUGGAGAACGUUGUGGAUAUUAUGCGGUUUGAGAAAGCAUACCUUGGCCGGCUUGCAGUGGCUAGACUUGUUGCAAUGCAGUACCAAGUCCGUCUUGGUUUUCUGGUGGCAGGAAAGUAUGGGCUUCCUCAGUUUCGUAUGAGGACAUUCAUAUGGGGCGCUCGUACUACUGAGAAACUACCAGGGUUUCCUUUACCCACUCACAAAGUUGUUGCCCGUGGCUUUUGCCCAAAACAGUUUGAGUGUAAUGUAAAGGUGUCUGAAGAUGAAGAAAAAUUAUUGAAGAAUGCAUUACUGCUUGGUGAUGCGAUAAGAGAUUUGCCUGACAUUACAACUCAUGAAGAACGAGAUGAAAUGGAAUACGGAGAGGACCCUAUUAAUAUUACUGAGUUCCAAAGGAUGAUAAGACGGCCUAAGCAGGAGUUGAUGGGGUCUGCUAUCCCUAAAUCAGUAACACGGCCAAAGCUCUAUGAUCACCGUCCUUUGAAAUUGAGCAAGGAUGAUAAUAUUAGAGUUUCCCAGAUUCCAAGGAAAAAGGGGGCUAAUUACAGGGAUCUCGAUGGAGUAAUUGUCGAUGGGAACAUUGCACGUCGUCAUCCACACAUAAAAAUCAUUCUUGACUCUGGGAAACCGUUGGUGCCGGAGUACGCAUUGAAAUACGUUAGGGGAACGUCCAAAAAGCCAUUCGGGCGUCUCUGGUGGGAUGAGAUUGUAUCUACUGUAGUGGGGAGGGCUGAGCCCCACAAUCAGGUCAUUUUACAUCCCGAGCAAGACAGAACUUUGUCAAUUAGAGAAAAUGCCCGUUUGCAGGGCUUUCCCGAUUACUACAGGUUCUUCGGGAAUAAAGAAAAACAGAGGUAUAUCCAGGUGGGCAAUGCUGUUGCAGUACCAGUCGGACGUGCACUCGGGUUCGCUCUUGCGAGGGCAGUUAACGAAAUUCCUGACAAUGGACCUGUUUUUGUGCUUCCACCUUCAUUCUCCAGUUAAAUUCUUGUAAAUGGUAACAGUUAUGUUUACU
Papaver somniferum (opium poppy) is the source of this 1653-nucleotide messenger RNA. Its product is annotated as DNA (cytosine-5)-methyltransferase CMT3-like. Gene Ontology annotation, molecular function: methyltransferase activity. The transcript has 15 exons. Bases 12 to 1622 code for a protein of 536 amino acids. The record is from RefSeq and is a predicted model, not a curated record. NCBI's taxonomy places the organism in Eukaryota, Viridiplantae, Streptophyta, Magnoliopsida, Ranunculales, Papaveraceae. Gene Ontology annotation, cellular component: nucleus.